AUGAGUUUAAACAAAUUCAUCGGUGGCGUGGAGCUGGCGGAGUGCAUCAAAAACCCGCAGUACCGGGACGCAGACGGCGGUCCAGCAGCGGCGGACCCCGGGGAGAGGCGGGACUCCACGGCGGUGAAGCUGGACGCGGAGCCGGCCUCCGAGGAGUACACGCAGGUUAAACCGUACGCCGGGAUGCCCAAGGAGGUGCUGCUGCUGUACUCCUCCCGAGCUCGGUACCGAGUGCCCAGAGAGGUUCUGUUCUGGCUGACGGUGUGCUGCACCCUGGCGCUGCUGGCGGUCACCGCCACCAUCAUCGCGCUGUCGCCGCCGUGCCUGAGCUGGUGGCAGGUGUCCCCGGUGUACCAGGUCUACCCCCGCUCCUUCAAGGACUCCGACGGGGAUGGAGUGGGAGACCUCCGAGGGAUUACAGAGAAGCUGGACCACUUCCUGCACCUGAACAUCAAGUCAGUGUGGAUCAGUCCGUUCUACCGCUCUCCCAUGAAGGACUUCGGCUACGAUGUGGAGGACUUCCAGGAUGUCGACCCACUGUUUGGAACCAUGAAGGACUUUGAAGAGCUUUUGACUGCAAUGCACAACAAAGGUUUGAAGCUAAUCAUGGACUUCAUUCCUAAUCACACCAGUGAUCGUCACCGUUGGUUCAACUGGAGCCGGACUAGAGACCCUCAGUACGAGGAUUACUACGUCUGGACUGACUGCAACGAAACGCAUCCAAAGCCGAAUAAUUGGGUGAGUGUGUUUGGAAACUCAUCAUGGACUUAUGAUGAAGUGAGAGGACAAUGCUACUUGCAUCAGUUCCUCAAAGAGCAACCGGACCUGAACCUAAGGAACUCGCACGUUCGCAAAGAGAUCAUUGAUAUUAUUCGUUUCUGGCUGGCGAAGGGAGUAGACGGGUUUCGGAUGGAUGCAGUGAAGCACAUCCUGGAAGCAACACACCUGAGAGACGAGCCACAGGUGGAUCCAAACAAACCUCCAGAGUUGGUAACUACAGAGUGGGACCUGUAUCAUGAUUACACAACAAGUCAGGUGGGCUUACAUGACCUGCUGAGAGAGUUUAGAGCAGAGAUGGACACCUACAGCCACGAGCCUGGCAAAUACAGAUUCAUGGUGACAGAGUCAUACGAUUACCAGGACGUGGAGAAGACCAUGAUGUACUAUGGUACUCCCCUGAUAACAGAAAGUGACUUCCCCUUCAACUUUUACCUUCUGGACCUGCCUCACAAUACCAGCGGCUGGUGGGCUAAACAUCUGGUCGACCUCUGGAUGGCCAACAUGCCUCAAGGAAAAUGGCCCAACUGGGUGGUUGGGAAUCACGACAGGUCAAGAAUUGGGUCCAGUGCUGGCCAGAUCUAUGUUAAAGCCAUUAACAUGAUGCUACUGACCCUCCCUGGCACACCCACAACCUAUUACGGUGAAGAGAUUGGCAUGGAGAACAUUAAUGUCACACAAAGUCAGAUACAAGAUCCUGCUGGCAAAUACAACGUGAGUGCCAGUCGGGACCCUGAGCGGUCUCCAAUGCAGUGGAAUAGUGACAUGAAUGCAGGCUUCAACAACAAAACCAACACCACCUGGUUACCCAUACAUCCCAAUUAUAAAACUGUCAAUGUGGAGGUCCAGAUGGAGGAUAAAGGUUCUGUAUUAUCCCAGUACCGUUUUCUGAACAGCCUACAUCAGUCAGAGCUCCCCUUUCAGAGAGGAUGGUUCUGUUACAUCUUCGCUGACGCCAAUGUAUUUUCUUACCUCAGGGAGCUUGAUGGACACAAACAAGCUUACCUGAUGGUGAUCAACUUUGGUAAAGAAUCUGCCACCACAGAUUUAUCCUCCGUUCAGGAGUUACCCAACAAGCUGAAAGUGCUAAUGAGCACAAAGCCAGUCAACGACGGAAAAGUCUUUCAGAAGUCUGGCAUCCUGACAGACCCAGGAGAGGGUUUGAUGAUUCAGUACUCAACCUACACCCGGUUUCAUUUCAACCAUCCUGCAGAGUGCUACGUCUCGGAGAAGGCCUGCUAUUUGGAGACCAUUGGCAUACUUUAUAAAUGUUGAUGUAAAUAAUAAAAAAAAAAUGCAAAUAUUAAAAUUUUACAGUUAAAAAAUGAUGAGACC
Nematolebias whitei (Rio pearlfish) is the source of this 2112-nucleotide messenger RNA. RefSeq names its product solute carrier family 3 member 1 (gene slc3a1). The record is from RefSeq and is a predicted model, not a curated record. The coding region runs from base 1 to 2052 and encodes 683 amino acids. The transcript is spliced from 10 exons. Lineage: Eukaryota; Metazoa; Chordata; Actinopteri; Cyprinodontiformes; Rivulidae. Gene Ontology annotation, biological process: amino acid transport; carbohydrate metabolic process.